GCAGACUGCAGACUGUCCACAGUGCCGAAACAUUGGAGCAGCACACCCCUUUUAAAGAUGCAUGACUGCUCACAGUGCGGGAGGAGUUUUACUCGUCUAGGUGAUUUCCAAAUUUACCAGCGCAGUCAGAUAGGAGAGGAGCUGUAUCACUGUUCUCAAUGUGAGAAGAGUUUUAGUCAUCAGACUACUCUCCAACAGCACCAGCGCACCCACACAGGGGAAAAGCCGUAUCACUGCUCACAGUGUGGGAAGAGUUUUAGUCAUCAGACUACUCUCCAACAGCACCAGCGAACCCACACAGGAGAGAAGCCGUAUCACUGCUCACAGUGUGGGAAGAGUUUUAGUCAUCAGACUACUCUCCAACAGCACCAGCGUACCCACACAGGAGAGAAGCCGUAUAACUGCUCACAGUGUGGGAAGAGUUUUAGUCAUCAGACUACUCUCCUACAGCACCAGCGUACCCACACAGGAGAGAAGCCAUAUAACUGCUCACACUGUGGGAAGAGUUUUGGUCAUCAGACUACUCUCAAACAACACCAGCGUACCCACACCGGAGAGAAGCCGUAUCAAUGCUUACAGUGCGGGGUGCGUUUUAGUCGUCAGAGUUCUCUCCGACAACAUCAGCGUGUCCAUACAGGAGAAAGGCCCUAUAGCUGCUUACAGUGUGGGAUGAGUUUUAGUCGUCAGAGUACUCUCAAACAACACCAGCGUAUCCAUACGGGAGAGAAGCCAUAUAACUGCUCACAGUGUGAGAUGAGUUUCAGUCGUCUGAGUACUCUCCAACAGCAUCAGCGUAUCCAUACAGGAGAGAAGCCAUAUAACUGCUCACAGUGUGGCAUGAAGUUUAGCCGUCAGAGUACUCUCCAACAACAUCAGCAUAUCCAUACAGCAGAGAAGGCAUAUAACUGCUUACAGUGUGGGAGGAGUUUUACUCAACAGAGAAAUCUCCAGCAACAUGAGCGCAUCCACAACGGAGAGAAGCCGUAUAAAUGCUCACAUUGUGGGAUGAGUUUUACUCAAAAGAGUCAUCUCCAGCAACAUGAGCGCAUCCACACAGGAGAGAAGCCGUAUAAAUGCUCACAGUGUGGGAUGAGUUUUACUCAACAGAGUCAUCUUCAGCAACAUGAGCGCAUCCACACAGGAGAGAAGCCGUAUAAAUGCUCACAUUGUGGGAUGAGUUUUACACAUCUAUACACUCUUCAAAUACACCAGCGCAUCCACACUGGAGUGAAGCCGUAUAACUGCUCACAGUGUGGAAGGAGUUUUACUCAACAGAGUCAUCUCCAGCAACAUGAGCGCACUCACACAGGAGAGAAGCCGUAUAACUGCUCACAGUGUGAGUAGAGUUUUGGCCUUCAGAGGAAUCUCC
Molecule: messenger RNA, 1369 nt
Organism: Clarias gariepinus (North African catfish)
Lineage: Eukaryota; Metazoa; Chordata; Actinopteri; Siluriformes; Clariidae
Product: zinc finger protein 135
Exons: 2
Coding region: 58-1344 (428 amino acids)
Biological process (GO): regulation of transcription by RNA polymerase II
Molecular function (GO): RNA polymerase II cis-regulatory region sequence-specific DNA binding; DNA-binding transcription factor activity
Source: RefSeq, a predicted model, not a curated record